AUGGAAAAAACAGUCAAUAUAGACCUCGUCGUCAUCGGAGCUGGAUGGUUUGGUUUGGCCGCUGCCAAAGCCUAUAUCGACAUUAAUCCCCUGCACAAUGUGGUCAUCCUAGACAGCGCUCCCUCUGUAGGGGGAGUGUGGGCAACAUACCGUCUGUAUAAAGGAUUGGCGACGAACAACAUCGUCGGUAGUUUUGAAUACAGCGACUUUCCCAUGGAUGAGCGAUUUGGUGUUCGUCCAGGGCAUCAUAUUUCCGGAGACUCCAUCAACCAAUAUCUAGAAGCGUAUGUGGAUGAAUUCGGGUUGCGCAGUCGAAUACAGUGUGACUCCAAAGUGGAAACAGCCACACAUAGUCCGGAUGAAUCGUGGGUUCUGCAUAUCACUCAGUCUGGCAGUUCCAGAUGUCUUCACGCCCGCAAGAUGAUUGUUGCAACGGGCCUCAACGCAGAGCCGAUCAUGCCGACAUUCGCUGGUCAGGAGGAAUUCCAAACUCCUCUCUUCCACUGUCGUGAUUUGGCUGAAAAUGAAUCGAUGUAUUUAAAAUCCGAACGACCCGUGACGGUCCUUGGAUGCAACAAGUCCUCCUGGGAUACGGUGAACGCCUGCGCAGCGUCCGGCCAGCAGGUCGACUGGAUAAUUCGUGCUUCAGGACAUGGUCCGAUCUUAAUGGCAUCGCCGUAUUUCACGCCAUGGAAGGUGAAGCUGGAGAGAAUGCCUUCAACGCGACUAGUCUCCUGGUUCAGUCCGUGUAUCUGGGGUGACGGGCGUCUUCCCCGAUUUCUGCAUCGCACAUGGCUGGGUCGAAAGGUGGUGAGCGCAUUCUGGAAGGGCAUGGAUAAGUGUAUUCAUCCCGUAGAGCAAUAUAACGCCCAUCCUGAGAUGCAGAAAUUGAUGCCCUGGGGAGACGCGCCGUCAUUCAGCGUGUGGAAUUAUCCCACCGACGAUCUUGUCGAUGCAGUCCGCAAUGGCACAGUCAGGAUUCACAUCGCCAACAUCACCCAUCUCUCCUCUCAGACUGUCCAUCUUUCAACCGGGGAAAGCCUCCCUUCAGCAGCACUGAUUUGCUCAACUGGAUGGAAGCCCUGUCCGCCCAUUAAAUUCCUCCCAGAAGGGAUAGAAACAGAACUGGGACUGCCCAGCGGCAACGACAUCGACGAGCAGAUCAUCGACGCAGCCAACAAACACAUCCUUGGUCGGCUUCCCCGCUUGAAGAAAGAACGUCACGAUAACCUGCCCAACUACAAGCCCAUGACCGAUCAGGAGCCAGACCAUCCAUACCGACUCGCACGGUUCAUGGUGCCGCCCUCGAUGGUGUCCGAACGGUCCGUCGUCUUCGUGGGGGCAAUACACACCUUUCACACGGGUCUCGUCUCCCAAGCACAGGGUCUCUGGGCAGCAGCGUAUCUCAGCGACCGACUCACCAUAACCCCGAGUAGCGAGCUGCCGGCGUCACUCCGAUCGGGCAAGCAGGGGGACGCAGCCAGUAGAGAAGAGGACGUGCUGUGGGAAACGGCAUUACACUCGCAGUUUUGCAGGCUCCGGCAUCCCGGGCCGCUGGGCAAGUGGCAUGGAAACGUGGGGUUUGAUUUACUGCCGUACUUGGAUUUGUUGUUGAAGGAUCUGGGCUUGCAGGGACGCCGGAGAUCCGGGGUGAAGGAAAUGUUGGGCUCGUAUUCGGCGGGGGAUUAUCGGGGGUUAACGAGAGAGUGGAGAGAGAGGCAACUGCCGAUAACAGGGUUGAGGACUGCCGCAGAAGAUCGCGGACAUGCUCCGAGUGGCUGGCUGGCUGGAGGUUUCAUAGCAGAAGUACAUGAUGUCAAUAACUUCCCCGCUGCGGAGGAGCCCCGAUCCACUGCGUGUUUUGACUCUUUGGGAAUUGAUGGAGAUACCCCGGAUUCUGUGCUUCUUCUGAUUGGAUGGGCGUGA
Messenger RNA from Aspergillus wentii DTO 134E9, 1926 nucleotides. RefSeq lists its product as uncharacterized. The coding region runs from base 1 to 1926 and encodes 641 amino acids. The record is from RefSeq and is a predicted model, not a curated record. The transcript has 3 exons. Lineage: Eukaryota; Fungi; Ascomycota; Eurotiomycetes; Eurotiales; Aspergillaceae.